Molecule: messenger RNA, 2687 nt
Organism: Myotis davidii
Lineage: Eukaryota; Metazoa; Chordata; Mammalia; Chiroptera; Vespertilionidae
Gene: MSI2
Product: musashi RNA binding protein 2
Exons: 14
Coding region: 34-1086 (350 amino acids)
Cellular component (GO): cytoplasm
Molecular function (GO): RNA binding
Source: RefSeq, a predicted model, not a curated record
UUUCCUUUUAGCUUUUGUAAGUUACACGUCAAAAUGGCCGAUCUGACAUCGGUGCUCACUUCUGUUAUGUUUUCUCCCUCUAGUAAAAUGUUUAUCGGUGGACUGAGCUGGCAGACCUCACCAGAUAGCCUUAGAGACUAUUUUAGCAAAUUUGGAGAAAUUAGAGAAUGUAUGGUCAUGAGAGAUCCCACUACGAAACGCUCCAGAGGCUUCGGUUUCGUCACGUUCGCAGACCCAGCAAGUGUAGAUAAAGUAUUAGGUCAGCCCCACCAUGAGUUAGAUUCCAAGACGAUUGACCCCAAGGUUGCAUUUCCUCGUCGAGCGCAACCCAAGAUGGUAACAAGAACGAAGAAAAUAUUCGUAGGCGGGUUAUCUGCGAACACGGUGGUGGAAGAUGUAAAGCAAUAUUUCGAGCAGUUUGGCAAGGUGGAGGAUGCCAUGCUGAUGUUCGAUAAGACCACCAACAGGCACAGAGGGUUUGGCUUUGUCACUUUUGAGAAUGAAGACGUUGUGGAGAAAGUCUGUGAGAUUCAUUUCCAUGAAAUCAAUAAUAAAAUGGUAGAAUGUAAGAAAGCUCAGCCGAAAGAAGUCAUGUUCCCACCUGGGACAAGAGGUCGGGCCCGGGGACUGCCUUACACCAUGGACGCGUUCAUGCUUGGCAUGGGGAUGCUGGGCUAUCCCAACUUCGUGGCGACCUACGGCCGCGGCUACCCCGGGUUCGCUCCCAGCUACGGCUACCAGUUCCCAGCCCUAUUACCAUAUUUAAAUGCAAGCUUCCCAGCAGCGGCUUACGGACCAGUGGCAGCAGCGGCGGUGGCGGCGGCAAGAGGAUCAGUCCUGAAUAGCUACAGUGCUCAACCGAAUUUUGGCGCGCCCGCUUCCCCGGCAGGCUCCAACCCGGCGCGGCCCGGAGGCUUCCCGGGGGCCAACAGCCCAGGACCUGUCGCCGAUCUCUACGGCCCUGCCAGCCAGGACUCCGGAGUGGGGAAUUACAUAAGUGCGGCCAGCCCACAGCCGGGCUCUGGCUUCGGCCACGGCAUAGCUGGACCUUUGAUUGCAACGGCCUUUACAAAUGGAUACCAUUGAGCAGGUGCUUUCGUUGCCAUCUCACUCUGAGAGCAUACCUGGAUGUCCAGGCAAGACUGGGCGAAGUUUCUGAGUGGCCCUUUGUUUAGGUGAUGUCAUCAGACCUGGACCCCCACCAGCUUCACUCCCCAUCCCAACCAGAGAUGGCUCGCUUCGGAUCGAGGGUUGACACAUCUCAUCAUCUCACGAGUCUGCUGUAAUAUAAGACAACAGCUUUUCAAUGUGUAUAUAACCCAUGAUUUUGGUUUUGUUUUGUUUUUGUUUUUCUUGAUGGUUUCCCUUCCCCUUCUCUCUUGCCCCUUCUCCUUUGAAAUCUCUUUGAAUCACAUUUAGUAGUGAUUUUGACUUAGUCCAGUAGUCAUAUAGCUUUAAUAUCUAGUUAAAAGCUAACCAUAGUAUAAUUGUUAUAUUAAGGUAUUUUUUUCUUUAAAAAAAAACUUUUUUUGCUUGUUUGGAUUCUGUUCUCACUUUUAAAGGAUGCUGAGAUGGUAAUAUUACUCUCAAUAUUUUGGUACCAAUUCUGAGACUGUAUGGAUUUCCAGGUGCAACUUGAGCGCGCAGGGGGAAGCGCGGGCGCGAAGUGUGGAGGGGGGCGGGCACUGGCUUUCCACUUGCGCUGUCCGAGGAGUGAGAUGCAGUAGGCUAAUCACAGACUGCGCAGUUCUUUUUGGUGAUGUCUCUUUGUUAACCUAAGUAUAUCUAUUUUCGGCAAUAAGGUAAGGAUGACCAUGUUUCGAGUGUCCUCCUUUUCUAUAAGUGCUUUUUUUCUGUUAAAAGAGGUGAUAUAAGGUUUUUUGAAAUUGUGACUUCUAAAAAAAAAAGAAAUGUUGUAAAUACAAUUCCAUUAACUACAUAGAAACUAUUAAGAAAGAGAGAAUCAAAAAUAUUUUUGUGAGGGAGUCGGUCCCAGGCAGCUCGAUGCUCGGCGGCGGGAGGAGGGGAUGGAACCAGAACCCAGUCAGUUGCUGAGGCUGAAGAACACCCAGCUGCCAGGACGACCCCGGGAAGAGUUGGAACACUGUUUAGCUCCUCUUGUCUGUGUGAUAGACUCGAUUAGUGUCAUACCAGCAUAUUAACCUCUCGUCUGUGCACAGCUUCAAAUGUAACCGUCUAGUUAGAUUUUUAUUUAAAAUAUGAAAAACCGCUUUUCCCAAGACGUUUUUUAAAAACAAAGCUACAAUUUUAAUAUUUAACAUAUUUAAAGUUUCAAAGCACAUCUGUUUGGCUUGGGUAGGGAGGGGUGGGGAGACAUCCUUUUUCAGUCUUAAUUUUUAAAUAUUUGAUCAUUUUCUAUUGUCCAAUCAUUUCAGCACCUCUAAAGGGCCCUGGGACACUUGGCCUCUCUUCUCUUCACCCCCCCCCAACGUCCCUCACCCGCCCCCAGCUCUGGGGCCCCCAGGCCAGGAGUGUAUAAGCCUGCAUUAAUGAAACCUUUUCUCCAUUCACUUUCUAUUUACAAAUUAGGAAAGCAACCUUUCGGUUUAUAUAUUAUUUUUAAUACCUCAGUGCUGCAAGUAUCACCAGAGAGGCUAUGGAAGAAUUUUUUUUUUUAAUUUAUUGUAGAUGUAAACAGAAUUUUAAAAAUAAAAAGUAUAAACAUC